AUGGAUACAAAGAUGGACGUUGAUGUGGGAAAAGCAGCGCAGCCUCAUGGCUUGUCGCCCGCCACCGACCCUCAAUCAAUACCGACCCUCGAUGGCUGGAUUGAGAGCUUGAUGGACUGCAAACAGUUGGCGGAGAGUGAUGUAUCAAGACUUUGCGAUAGAGCUAGAGAAGUUCUCCAAGAGGAGUCGAAUGUCCAGCCAGUAAAAUGUCCCGUCACAGUGUGCGGCGACAUCCACGGCCAGUUUCACGACUUGAUGGAACUCUUUCGCAUCGGCGGCCCUAACCCAGACACGAACUACCUCUUUAUGGGAGACUAUGUAGACCGUGGCUACUACUCCGUCGAGACCGUGACCCUUCUUGUCGCGCUCAAAAUCCGAUAUCCUUCUCGCAUCACUAUCCUCCGCGGUAACCAUGAGUCCAGACAGAUCACCCAGGUGUACGGCUUCUACGACGAAUGCCUCCGAAAAUAUGGCAACGCCAACGUCUGGAAAUACUUCACCGAUCUCUUCGAUUACCUGCCCCUUACCGCCCUGAUCGACAACCAGAUCUUCUGCCUGCAUGGCGGCCUUUCUCCCAGCAUUGACACCCUCGAUAACAUCCGAUCGCUUGACAGAAUUCAAGAAGUCCCUCACGAAGGUCCCAUGUGUGAUCUUCUGUGGAGCGAUCCUGACGACCGAUGCGGAUGGGGCAUUAGUCCAAGAGGAGCUGGAUACACAUUCGGUCAAGACAUCUCAGAAGCGUUCAACCAUAAUAAUGGCUUGACGCUGGUGGCCAGAGCUCAUCAAUUGGUCAUGGAGGGCUACAACUGGAGUCAGGAUCGGAAUGUGGUGACAAUCUUCAGCGCGCCUAAUUACUGCUACAGAUGUGGUAAUCAGGCUGCCAUCAUGGAGAUUGACGAGCAUCUGAAGUACACAUUCUUGCAAUUUGAUCCAUGUCCCCGAGCCGGCGAACCAAUGGUCAGUCGCAGAACGCCAGACUACUUCCUCUAA
Molecule: messenger RNA, 990 nt
Organism: Fonsecaea multimorphosa CBS 102226
Lineage: Eukaryota; Fungi; Ascomycota; Eurotiomycetes; Chaetothyriales; Herpotrichiellaceae
Product: serine/threonine-protein phosphatase PP2A catalytic subunit
Exons: 5
Coding region: 1-990 (329 amino acids)
Biological process (GO): mitotic cell cycle; peptidyl-serine dephosphorylation
Cellular component (GO): cytosol
Molecular function (GO): protein serine/threonine phosphatase activity
Source: RefSeq, a predicted model, not a curated record